Molecule: messenger RNA, 3696 nt
Organism: Fraxinus pennsylvanica
Lineage: Eukaryota; Viridiplantae; Streptophyta; Magnoliopsida; Lamiales; Oleaceae
Source: the annotation of a GenBank genome assembly
AUGCAGCGGAGGCAGCAGCUCCAGGAGAUUGGUGAAGGAAGAAAACAGAGUUAUGUAAAUCAACUGCCAUCACUAAAGCAGGCUUCAGGUGCCCAAUUUCCUCAUCCAAUUAAUGGAGCAACCGUUAAUGAUUCAUCACAAAUGUUUGUGGACGUGAUACAACAUGGUGGAUCAGCGACUUUUGGUUUUUCUAAUGGAUUGGGUCUUUCACAACCUCAGAAUCUGCCUGGACGUCCUUUGGGAUUUUCACAACAGCAGUUUGGUGUACCUUUAUAUUCUCACCUCCAGGGGCCAUCUAAUGAUUCUGCCAAUCUGAUGGUCAUGAACAAAAAUAGCCCAUUGGAAAUGCCCACCAUGCAGCAAUCGGCCUUCAGUAACUCAGUUAUUAGUCAAAGAAGCGAUUUCUCUUCAGACCAGAUUUGCAUCCCAGAUGGAGCGCUGCUACCCAAUCAAGUGUUUGAGGAGAAGAAUUUGUUCGGACAAGGCCUUGUUCAAGGUUUCAAUGAUGGGAAUUUACAUGAGAACUACUCCCAGCAAGGGAACACCCAGCAGAGGAACACAUCAAUUCUUGAAUCUGAGGAGAGGCAAAACCAAGCUGGUUUGCACGGGCUUCCUCCAGGAAACGUGCCAAAACCAGGCCUUUUCCUGCAGCCUGGCACUUCUCUCGACCCAUUGGAACAGAAGAUCUUAUACAACACAGAGGAUAACACGGAUGCUGGAGGCUUUGCAUGUACCCUGGAUCUCACGUCUUAUAUGGAUGAAUUGCCUUCUAUGCAAAGUGGGAGCUGGAGUGCUCUUAUGCAGUCAGCUGUGGCGGAAACUUCGAGUGGUGACACUGGGGUACAAGAAGGCUGGAGUGGUUUGAGCAUUCAGAACCUAGAACCUUCAACUGAAAAUCACUGCUCUAAUUACAUUGACGGUGGGAAGCAGCAAAAGAAUUGGUUUGACUUGCCAAGUUCAAAACCUGAGCCCUUUUUUCAGAUUUCCAAUCUGAACUACAGCUUUCCUGGUUUUCAGCAAUCCGGUGACCAAUAUGUCAAACAAAGAGAGGAGUCACACUCCGAGUCUUCUCAUUCUUCGAUUCAGCAGUCCACUAGUGAUGCUAACAAGUGGUCAGAUUAUAGCCCUCAACAGAAGCAUCCUGUAGAAGGAAGUCAAAUGAUUCAAACAUCUUCACCUGUGCCAAACUUUUGGCUUGGUCAGCGUCAUGAGAAUUUGAGAAAUGAUACAGAUCAGUCUAGCUUUUUAUCAUAUGCCAAUGUGAACCGACCUUUCAGCAGCCUCUCAGGGCAUGAAUCGAGAGGCAAGCUUCAUGGCAGUACACCUCAGCACGUGACUGGUGGCAGUCAAAAGCCAUUUGAUCAGUCGAAUAAUCAAAGGUACUCAAAAGAAUCAUCGAAGAUGGCUCCCAGAAACAAUUUUGUGCCCACGUCAUCUCUCUUUGGUUCUCUCACUCAUCUGAACAUCCAAAGUGUGACUGUUCAAACAAGUGAAAGUAUGCUCGAUCUACUUAACAAGGGUGAUAUAUCCAUGGAACAAGCACAUGGGAAUUUGAACCCAAACGACUCAACUCAAAAGGAAGAGCCCCUAACUGAAACUUCUGCAUCUUUUGGUAAAUCACACAACAUUUCUUCUGUAUCACAAGGAUUUGGCUUAAGAUUGGGACUUGCAGAUCAGCAGACACCACAGCCAUACUCUUUCUUUCAAACUUCGUCGGGGAACUCAAGUGCAACAUCGCCUUCAAGUCAUUCACAUCUUCAAAAUCGUCAUCCUUCAGCUCCACCUGUGACUAUGGUGAGUCAUUUAGCAAGUAAACUUCCAGCAUAUAGCGCUGCUGCCUCCCAAGAUAGUGGUCCUCUUAAAAGCGGCCAUCUUUAUGAUCAAGAAUUACCUAUUUUGGGAUCUGUUCCAGUCACUCAGCCGUCAUUGACAUCAGGUGUGUCUCAGCAUGUGGGACUUCCCAUGGGGCUAUCCAAUGUGUGGCCAGCUUUGCUCCAAUCCUCUGAUUUAGCUUUGAGCAGUCCACAGGAUACCGCAGGGCAUUCACAUGAACAGCAUUAUCAAAACUCUUUUAAACGAGAGAAAAACAGUGUACAAGAAUAUGGUGCCCAUUCAGGAAAAUCAGAUCGUCGUGAACAGUGGUUGGGGAAAGAGGGGUCCCACCAAUAUGGCUCAACUGGGGUAGGUACCUCAAUUUCACAGAGUAGAUCUAUUCACGAGCAUGAGUCUAUGGGAAAGCAUCAAUUAGAAGGAGAUGUUGAACCUGGAUUGUUGAUGCAGCACUCUAAUAUGGCACAUCAGAGAGGCAACCAAACCCCUUUAUAUCCAACUAGAGAUACUGGAGCCUUUGGCAAUUUAUAUGCUCUCAAUCAAAAUCACUCCUUUAUGCACCAGGUGCAAAUGCCUCUAAAAACCGAGGAAGGUGAUUCUAGUAAAAACUUACCAAUUAAAUGUGAAGGUGUUGAUUUUGGUAUUAACUACCAGCAGCCUGGACAGAAGUCCGGAAUCAACGAUAUGGAGAAAAAUGAUGCAAUUUUGUCUGGAAACAAUAAAACACCAUGGAACUUUUGUCCAGAAGCCCAAGGUGAUCAGUUGGGCAAAACUUCAUCACAGACUUACCUUCAUGAUUCCCAACAGACGGCAAUGUUCGGCCAAAAUGAUACUCAGAGUGCAUCCAUCGGUAGUAAUGAAGGUUCUAACGUUACUUAUCAGUCCCAGAUUAGUUUGCAAAUGGCUCCGUCCUGGUUUAAACAUUAUGGGACCUUCAAAAACGAGCAGAUGUGGCCACGGUUCGAUGCCAAUACUGAAAUUACUGCAGUACAUCAACUUUCUGGAAGGACUCUAGCUAACUUGCCAACAAAUAGCUCAAUUCUGCAGGUGAAUUCGGCUAGUCAAGGAAGCAGCAUAUGGCCAAUUACAAUAGCAAGUAAACAAUUAUCUCCCUCUAAUGUGUUACCUUCAGAUAUCACUUAUCCAAACACGGAAGUUUCAAGACCAAAGAAGCGUAAGAUCGUUGCAUUUGAACUUGUACCAUGGCACAAAGAAGUAACUCAAACUUCAUGGAGGCUUCAAAAUAUCAGCACAUCUUUGUUAGAAUGGGCACAAGCUACAAAUAAAAUCUUUGAAGAGGUUAAAAUGGAGUCUGUACUCCUUGAAGAUAUUCACCCAUUGGUUCGAGCAAAAAGAAGGCUUAUCUUUACAACACAGCUUAUGCAGCAGGUCUUUCGGCCUGCACCAACAGUCAUUCUCUCUGCAGAUGCAAGUCCAAACUACGAUUUCAUGGCAUAUUUUGCUGCAAGAUUAACAUUGGGAGAUGCCUGCUGCCUGGCUCAAUUUCCGUCUGACACAAGUGACAAGUCACCUGAUAAGCUGAAAACUUUCAAGAGAACUGGCGCUUAUGAUUUCUCAAAAGUUGCAGAAGGCUUCACUAGUCAAAUGAAGAUGCUCAAGGGAAACAUGUCAAGAUUGGACAAGACUUCAUCGUUUACGGACAUUAAGGCAGAAGCCCAGGAGUUGGAGAAGUUCUCGAUCAUCAACCGUUUGGCAAAGUUUCACGGCAGGGCUCAUCAAGGUGUAGUCGAUACAGCAUCAUCUUCUGGCACAACACCAUCAGCUCAGAAACACCUUCAGAGAUAUGUUAUCGCAGUUCCAAUGACUAAGACAGUACCGGAGGGAACAAAUUGUCUUCCAUUGUGA